Messenger RNA from Chroicocephalus ridibundus (black-headed gull), 409 nucleotides. RefSeq names its product ribosomal protein S21 (gene RPS21). Bases 105 to 356 code for a protein of 83 amino acids. Gene Ontology annotation, molecular function: structural constituent of ribosome. Lineage: Eukaryota; Metazoa; Chordata; Aves; Charadriiformes; Laridae. Gene Ontology annotation, cellular component: ribosome; cytosolic small ribosomal subunit. Gene Ontology annotation, biological process: endonucleolytic cleavage to generate mature 3'-end of SSU-rRNA from (SSU-rRNA, 5.8S rRNA, LSU-rRNA); translation; endonucleolytic cleavage in ITS1 to separate SSU-rRNA from 5.8S rRNA and LSU-rRNA from tricistronic rRNA transcript (SSU-rRNA, 5.8S rRNA, LSU-rRNA). The transcript has 6 exons. The record is from RefSeq and is a predicted model, not a curated record.
CCGUCCGGCCUAUUUCCGCUUCCGCCACCACCCCUCCCUUUCUGCCGCGGCGCACGCGAGGUAUUCCCGCUCGGUGUCGGUGCCUCAGCGGCCGUCCCAAGGAGAUGCAGAACGACGCCGGGGAGUUCGUGGACCUCUACGUCCCUCGGAAAUGCUCCGCCAGCAACCGAAUAAUUGGUGCUAAGGAUCAUGCUUCUAUUCAGAUAAAUAUUUCUGAGGUUGACAAGGUAACAGGCAGAGUAAAUGGCCAGUUCAAAACAUAUGCCAUUUGUGGAGCAAUUCGUAGAAUGGGUGAAUCAGAUGACUCCAUUCUGCGUCUGGCAAAAAAUGAUGGAAUUGUUUCCAAGAACUUCUAACUGAAGAAACUCCAGUAUGGAACAUCUGACGUAAAAUAAACAGUUCAAACCUA